AUGGAGAUUGAUUCGUUACCGUAUGACGAUGCUGCUGGAGAGAAAUAUGCAGAAGAGCAUCCUGAACAUGACUUCAAGUCACGUAUAGGCGCCUCACGACUGUACUUGUACUCUGAAUCGUCAGCCGCAACAUCCAGCUCACGACGACAAACUACACAAGGCGACGAAGCAGACACACAGGAAAUGACAGUCGAAGUCGAACGCGCAGAGAACCCGCUCGGGAUCAGAGACAAUGCGAUUCUCUUUCGCGGAGAUGCGAUUGCAAAUCUACCGACGCAACGUAUAUUCAAGUACAUUAGCCAUUGCGGAACGCUACCCCUUGGAUUGGAAUGGGUGAAUGAUACCAACGUGGUACUCGUCUGGUCCACGGUCGCAGAGACUCGAAGCGCGUAUGAGAGCAUGCGGGAAGCCGGCACGGGGCACCUGGCAGAAGACGAUGAGGGCUUUGUGCCUGCGAAGCCGAUUCCAGAGACACUUGCCCAUGUGGCAUUGCGUGUCGAAAAGGCCCUUGGUAAGACGGACGUGCAAGAACAGGCCCAGAUGUGGAUGCGGUUUGCGCGUGCAGAGGAUGUCAAGCAAAAAGGAGGGCGGAAUAAAAGCAAGUUUUAUGAAAAGUAUGGCGAAAAUGCGGGCAAGGAUGGACAAAAUGUCUAUUCCUCACGGCGUGGGGAGAGAAGUAGACGUGAAGACCCCGACGAAGCACUCAGACGACGAUUAGAUGCAGAACUCGAUGGGUUUGCUGAAAAGGACGAGACUGCCAGACGGUCCAUCUCUCCGAGACGAGGGAGAUCCGCGUCGCCACCAGGCCGGGAGCUUCCUCGCGAUGGGCCUGGAAGAAGGAGGAAACGGUCCGACUACGAGUACGAUCAAGACUUGCAAUCGCGACUGGGUCCUCGGGUCGGUGGGGCUACAGGGAGUGUUCGGGAAUGGGACGUUGGUAAAGAGUGGCACACGGACGAAUUUGGACGAUCUCGUUAUGGAACCAUGUCGAGAGAUGGACGCAAGGACGCACGGGGUCAUCGGCGGGAACGGGGCGAACGUGGAGGGGAGCGGCGUGAGGGCCAAGGCCGCCCGUCCAAGACCAAGGAGGAGCUUGAUGCCGAGUUGGACGCAUUUCUGGAGGGAUAA
This is a messenger RNA of Serendipita indica DSM 11827, 1128 nucleotides long. The record is from the annotation of a GenBank genome assembly. Lineage: Eukaryota; Fungi; Basidiomycota; Agaricomycetes; Sebacinales; Serendipitaceae.